UUGUAAGUGCAAUAGCGCAUAGUGUCCGGAAGUAGACCGUGUGGCGUGCGUGUGUUUGUGUGUGGAGCAGGUUGCCGUGAUCACCGUCUCUAGUACCCGGUUUGUUUUUGUUCUCUAACAAAGUGGGAGUCACAGAGCAGCGGUCGGUUCUCAAGUGGAGGACGGGCACCGUCGUUUCGUCUUUGUUUUUGUUUACAGUAGCUCGUUUCUGUUUAAACAACACAAAAUGGGUCCUGGUUAGGAUUGUUCUGGAAAUAAGGAAGAAUUUAAUUUUUAGCAGGCGAGCUGAUGCGGCUCAGGGGCGAUCGGCGGCCCGCUGCCGUGUGUGAAGCCUCGGGCUAAAGUGAAGCUGCGGUCGCUGCGGCUUUGCUGACGGAGGAAAGGACACGCCGCUGCGACUCCUCAUUAAAGAAGAACAACGAAACAAAUCUCCCUCUGAUUCUGUUUUGGGAGUUAUCUCACUUGAAACGCCGCCAAGAUAGCUGGACCGGGAAGGAAACGGCACAGCUCAGAUCCAGACCCUUGUGAAAGUAGCUCCGGGAGCGAGAUAGGAGACAGCCGACCCAUUAGCAGCAAGUGGCUGAAGAUGGCCAGCAGCAGUACAUGCCCCAGCGAAUCGGGCCGGAGGCGAGGUCAGAGAGGACCUGACGACGCAGUCAGCGCCAGUAAAAAGAAACAGAAGGACAGAGCCAACCAGGAGAGCAAGGAGGCCAAGCGGGCAACCCCAGCCACCAGCUCAGAGACUAGAAAAGAUUUGUUUCUGGACUGGAAGCAGAAUGCACACGAGGUGAUCGUGAGGCUGAGCUGUGAAGAUGCUGGGGUGCUGAGAGUGGAAGAUAUCGAUUAUGCCUUUUCUGAUUCCGCCUGCCACAUCCGGCUGCCGGAUGGCCGUGAAUGGAGCUGUAAUCUCCAUGAAGAGAUUGAAGCCUCCUGCAGUAAACUGCUUUAUAAGGAGAAAACAAAUGUUCUUCAGCUUGUUAUGCACAAGAAGAUCCCGCUCAACUCGUGGCCCACCUUUGCUAACAAGAAAAAAACUGAAAUAGUGAACAUCCUUGGAGAGAAUGGCAGCAACCACCCCCGGUCAACCACAGGCCAGUCUGAAAAAUCUGCCGAAAUCAUUGAAAAAAUACCCGCAGUGACUUCUGCUGAGCAGAAACGGGGUAAACCUGCCCGAGGGUCAAAACGAGGGAUGAAAGGCAAACCGGUGGAGCUCUCUGAGAGCACAGAUGUGAAGGUAGAUGAGAUUAAAUCGAGCGAUAAAGCAGACCCGAUCAGUGAGCCCAGCGCAAAGCGUACCACACGACCCUCCAGAAGCACAAAAGAGCCCCCAAUAGCUCCCUGCUCGAUAAAGGAGUCUCAAUCCAAACCAGCAGUUGAUGGAAAAACACAUGCACUAGCCGGGAGCAGCAGUGCCUCUUCAACUAGCAAUGCAAAAGACAACAGGGUUCAGAUGCAAGUAAAAGGUCAGGUAUGCCAGGCAUCACCAAAAGAAAAAGAGCUGGACACGAGGCCAAAAAGCAACAAUCAGGUUGAGGCAGAUGAAAGUAAGGCUGUUUCCUCACUGUGUGAGCUGAAGGUGGCGCAAGAGGAGAGUUCUCUUCAGGUGAAAACGCAAACAAUAACAUCUGAUGAGCGAGAAAAAAGAACAGAUGAAAAGAAGCCACAGUCUGAUGCCCAGAUCCCUACAAUGCUUCCAUCUCAUGAUUUGGUAUCUGAGAAGCCUGUUUCAACAGCCUCUAAGAGAGAGGAGUCUCCUCAAAAGAGAUGCACAGAGGAGAAGAGAGACAAGUCCAAGGAGGAUCCACAUGGAGGAAGCCAAGAGGAGGAUACAGAAGAUCCGGAGCCUAUGGUGAACUUGAAGCUAGUGAAGAAUGACUCGUAUGAGAAAGGGACAGACCUGAUGGUUGUUAAUGUCUACAUGAAAGAAAUCUGCAAGCACACGUCCAGGGUGCUGUUCAGGGAACAAGACUUCACUCUUAUCUUCCAGACCAGUGAUCCCAACUUUUUGCGCCUUCAUCCGGAUUGCGGACCAAACACCGUCUUUAAAUGGCAGGUUAAACUCAGGAAUCUAAUUCAGCCAGAUCAGUCAAGCUAUGCGUUCACUCCGUCCCGUAUCGACAUCACCCUGAAGAAAAGACACAGUCAGCGCUGGGGAGGUCUGGAGGCACCUGCCAUACAAGGUGCAGUGGGGGGUGCCAAGGUUGCAGUGCCCUCUAGCCCUUCCACACUCGAAAAGAGCCAGCCAGGAAGCAGCCAGCAUGCACUUCCUGUUAAAGAAGACCCACGAGUAGGAGAGGAGAAAGCCAAACCCCCUCGGGCCCCAGAGGACUUAGAUCUGGAUGCCGUGGCACCUCGCUCAGUUUCCGAACACAUGUCCCUCAAACAGGAACCAACUGUUGCUACGCCAAAGCCCACCUGCAUGGUGCAGCCCAUGACUCACACUCCUCCUGCAGGCAGUGAGAGAGCUGAAGAAGUGGAGGAGAAGAAAGUGUGUCUCCCUGGCUUCACUGGACUGGUCAAUUUGGGAAACACUUGCUUUAUGAACAGUGUGAUCCAGUCCCUCUCCAACACACGGGAGCUCAGGGAUUAUUUCCAUGACCGUGGGUUUGAGUCUGAGAUUAACUGUAGUAAUCCAUUGGGCACUGGUGGACGGCUGGCCAUUAGCUUUGCUGUUCUGCUUCGAGCGCUGUGGAAGGGCACUCAUCAUGCAUUUCAACCCUCCAAAUUAAAGGCUAUAGUUGCCAGUAAGGCCAGUCAGUUUACAGGCUACGCACAGCAUGAUGCUCAGGAGUUCAUGGCUUUCUUACUGGAUGGGCUGCAUGAAGACCUAAACCGCAUCCAAAACAAACCGUACACCGAGACCGUUGACUCAGACGGCCGUCAGGAUGAAGUUGUUGCAGAAGAGGCAUGGCAGAGGCAUAAAAUGAGGAACGAUUCCUUCGUUGUUGACCUCUUUCAGGGCCAGUACAAGUCAAAGCUGGUGUGUCCUGUGUGUUCUAAGGUUUCCAUUACCUUCGACCCUUUCUUGUAUUUGCCUGUCCCCCUACCUCAAAAGCAGAAGGUGCUGACUGUUUUCUAUUUCGCUAAAGAUCCCCACAAGAAACCAGUCAAGUUUUUGGUCAGUGUGAGUAAAGUCAACUCGAGCACAGCUGAAGUACUGGAGACAAUAUCUCGCAGUGUGAGGAAUAAACCAGAGAACCUGAGGCUGGCAGAGGUGGUGAAGAACAGGUUCCACAGAAUCUUCUCACCGACUCAAUCUUUGGACACAGUCACGUCCAGUGAACUGCUCUUCUGCUUUGAGGUGUUGUCAAAAGAUCUCGCCAAAGAGAAAGUGGUGUUUCUGAAGGUCCAACAGAGACCUCAAAUUCCAAGCAUCCCAAUCACAAAGUGUGCUGGCUGCAUGAAGCCUCCUGCCUCUGACGACGAGAAGCUCAGGCGCUGUACUCGCUGUUACCGCGUCGGCUACUGCAAUCAGGCCUGCCAGAAGAACCACUGGCCCAAUCACAAAGUUAUGUGCCGGCUCAAUGUGGAGAAUAUUGGACUGCCGUUUUUAAUUAGUGUGCCUGAGUCUAGGCUGACUUACACCCAUCUGACACAGCUCCUGGAAGGCUACUCUAGGUACUCUGUCAAUGUGUUCCAGCCACCUUUCCAGUCCGGUCGGAUGUCUCCAGAGGCAAGCCUGUCCCGUGUUGACCUGACCCCCAUAGCAAGCAGUGUCUCAGAGUGUCAGGAGCAAGAGGAGGAGCCGUCAUCUGCAGGAGAAACGGAAAGCCAGGCGGAGCAGACAGAGACACCACAAACAGAUAGCGCAUCUGUGAUCUCCGCAGCAGGUGGGGAAACUCUCUCCAGUGACUCAGGCUGCUGUGAGCUCGCCACCAGCUCCCAAGAUUCUUUGGUGGAGAAAGAAACAUCAUGUGAAAAGGCUAUUAGACCAGAAGUUGUAGUGACCGGGUAUCAGCAACCGUCUGAGUCAGAGACUGGAAGUGCGUCUCAAUUCUACAUCACACUUCUGGACCCAAGCCAAAAGGAGGACCGAAAACUUGAGGACAAAGGUGAUGCGGUAUUGGAGCUGCCUGAUGACUGCACGCUGGAGCUGGUGUGGAAGAACUAUGAGAAGCAGAAGGAGUAUGUGCUGGUGCGCUCUAAAGAGCUAGAGUUUGAUGAGGACCCUGGCUCUGCUACGGAGACAUCCAGGGCAGGACACUUCACCUUAGAGCAGUGCCUGAACCUCUUUACCAAACCUGAGGUGCUGGCCCCUGAAGAGGCAUGGUAUUGUCCGAAGUGUCAGCAACACAGGGAAGCCUCUAAACAGCUGCUGCUCUGGCGUCUUCCCAACGUGCUCAUCAUCCAGCUCAAGCGCUUCUCAUUUCGGAGCUUCAUAUGGAGGGACAAGAUUAAUGAUAUGGUUGAUUUCCCAGUCAGGAACCUGGACCUGAGUAAGUUCUGUAUUGGUCAUAAGGGUGACAUCCAGCAGCCCCCCAUCUAUGAUCUCUACGCUGUGAUCAACCAUUACGGCGGGAUGAUCGGAGGACACUACACAGCCUACGCUCGUCUUCCCAGCGACAAGAACAGCCAGCGCAGCGACGUUGGCUGGCGUUUGUUUGAUGACAGCACAGUGACAACGGUGGAAGAGAGUCAGGUGGUUACGCGUUACGCCUAUGUGCUGUUCUACCGCCGCAGGAACUCUCCGGUAGAGAGGCCGUCUCACUUUCUGGGGCCCCUUGGAGCCGAAUCGUCUGCUGCAAGUGGCGGUGCUGCCAGUCAGGCAUCUCUGAUAUGGCAGGAACUGGAGGAGGAUGAGGAGGGGCAGCGAGAGACCUCUUUUCGGAGCCUGUUCCGCCCUGGUCUGCGUGGAAGAAGAGCCAGGACAAGGCCAGAGGAAGAAGACGAGGGCAGGGGAGGGAAUUCUCACCGCAUCUCAGAUUACGCUGAAGGCGAACGUAUGAAAUAUUUCAUCAUGGGCACUGUGGCGGCAGUCCUAGCCUUGCUGUUCAACCUCCUCUAUCCUUUGUUAUACUGGUCCAACUGGGUUUAAUUUACUAGUCACCGCAGCUGCAGACCCUCAGCAGAAACUGAAGAUUUGCACUUUGCAUUGUACUGUUAGUCAUCACUCUUCUCUUGGCAACUUCAGUGUUAUAUAGCUUUGGAGUCUCACAGCCUGAAAUAUAUCCAUGCUAGUCAGGAUUGUUGUUUUUUCAGUUGUGCUACAGUAUUGUCCAGAAUGUUUCAUAAACACUCAGGAAGAAUGUCCUGGAUAAAUAUAAAUGUACUUAGUCUAUGCAUUUAAUGGUUGACAUUUCAACAGUUCGGAGGACACCUGCUUUUUAGCCAGACUUGAGAUUUUAUUUAACUGCAGAACCAAUCAAUAAAUCAAAACUUAGAUGCAUUGGGAUCCUAAAAAUUAAAAUGUACUUAAUUUUCUUACUGUCAUGUUGUUCCAAUCCUCUAUGACUUUCUUCUUCAGCGCAUAAGAGAAGAUAUUUUGAAGAAUUUUGGUAACAAAAGUUUUCAUUCCCAUUGGAUUUUUUUUUUUUUUUUUUUCAUACAAUGGAAAUCAAUGGGAACCAAAGGCAUGUUCAUACAGGUUUGGAAGGACAUAAGAGUGAGUAUAUGGUAAGACAACAUAUUUUUGGUGGACUAUCUCUAACAUCUGCCAUUCAGCAUUGUGUAUCAGCUGUAUGUUUUAAAUAGAACUUAAAUUACCCUAAAAACAUUAAAAUUAUGAUGCGUUGACUCUUAUCUCUGUAGGUCUGUUAUGUCAGAUUUAAUGUCAACAUGAAUUCAGAGUUUAAUCUGGUUAAUAUAUUAGUGUUGAUUUCUGGCCUUAUCAUGAAGACGACACAAGAAAAAAAAGUGUGUUUGUAUGGGUUUUAUUUUUUUAAAUCUCAAUGUGUUUUUUUUUUUCCAGCUGAUGGAAAUGUUAAUUAAUCGAUUUUUUGCAUUUUGACCCCAUUCUGUAACCCACUUUUUGCCAUCGAUGAAACAAGGUUCUGUCUUGGAAUGUUCUUUUUUCUUCUCGUUUGUCAUAUUAUAGAAGUAAAAUGAGCUGUGUCUGCCAUUUCAUGUUGAUUUUAAAUCUAGAUUCGAAUCCUACUCUUUGUUUUUGGCUAAAUUGUAUGGUUACAUGUUCACCUUGUUUUUUUGGUUUGUUACAUUGAUAUUAAGCUUUGUUGAUUUUAUUUACUCAUUUUUACCACUAAAUGAUUUUCUUCUGUCUUAAUGAAAUCUUGCAAUGAAAACAUUGUCAGCAGUCUGGCAUGUUUUGAGAUGGUUUAACCCUCUGGUGUUCUGUUUAUGAGUGUCACUACUGAUCUUUGCCAUCAAAAGAGAACAAACACCUCAAAAGGUUUUAUUUUUUUAAUACUGUUAAAUCAAUGCAUCAAUAUAUUUUCAUUUACUAUUUUGUAUUUUGAGGGAAUUGUAUGGUACUAGUUAAGAUUUCUGCAAUAAUUGUCUGUUUUGCAGUCUUGAUGUUUCAGAGUUUCACCCCUUUAUUGCUAUGUACUUUUUUUUCAGCAUCAAGGCUGAUUUGUAGAAUCUACAUCUAAAAACUUGUUUUUUGCCUGGUAGCUGUUCAUUUCAUUGGCGAUCAUUUUUGACCACAAAGGCCACACGUCCCAUAAAGGUCACCAAAGUUCAUACUAUUCCGAUGAAAAUACAGUUCUUUAAAAUUCAAAACAAAAUUAUUAGGUCAGACGUGACCAAAGAACACCAGAGGGCUAACAAUAAGCAUUUUGUGAUCAGCGAGGUAGAUCAGCUCAGUACUGUACUUCUGUACCCAACAAGGGAAACCAGUUGCACCAUUGAUUCAAAGCCUAGUUGCACAUGUUGUAAAUUGAGAUGAGAUCCACAUAUUGUAAAAUGAAUGGUACUCGGUUUGUGGGUAUGUGGCAGUUCCAACCGUCUCAGGGAUACUGGUAGGCUAUUAUGAUUGAUGUGUCUGUCCACACUACAAGGCCUAAAACAUUCGGCUUCUAUGAAUGCCUCCGCUCUGGACCCCAUCAGAUUGUUCUUGUACCUCAGGUCAGGAUUAGGUGUUUGAAAUGUUACUGAUUCCAAUGAAAAGGUAAAUCUUUGCGCGCAAGACUGCAUUAUGCAUGUAUGUUAUCAUUUAGGCAGUAAUUAAAUAUUUUUGGAUCAAGUGAUUUGUAUUUAAAUAUCUUCAGAUGAGAAAAUAUAUUUAUGUUAUUUAUGAUGCUGCACAAAAUGUCCCAGCAAUAAUUGAGACCACUUUAAAUGCUGCUCAAUUGUAAUAGUGCCUGUAUCAUGCUCUUCAUAAACAAUAAAUAAUUGAGGAUUACCCUGUCUUGAAA
Messenger RNA from Carassius gibelio (silver crucian carp), 7313 nucleotides. RefSeq names its product ubiquitin carboxyl-terminal hydrolase 19. Gene Ontology annotation, biological process: protein deubiquitination. NCBI's taxonomy places the organism in Eukaryota, Metazoa, Chordata, Actinopteri, Cypriniformes, Cyprinidae. The record is from RefSeq and is a predicted model, not a curated record. The transcript has 26 exons. Gene Ontology annotation, molecular function: cysteine-type deubiquitinase activity. The coding region runs from base 587 to 5035 and encodes 1482 amino acids.